GCUGGGCUGCCAUGCUGGACUUUGCUAGUUUUUGAAAAACACUACAUCUUCUCGGGUUCGCAAGUUUACCACCAGAUGUCUCGUCGGCAUCGUUCAGUUGCCAAUUCUUAUCUUAUCUCAAAUCUCGUUCGUAGUUCGUACUCCUCCUCCUUAUACAUAUCUAAUUUUCAACUCUUCAUGUUGCUGUAAAAUCAUUUUCCAACCUGGCAUUUGGAAUUUGAUAUUUUUUUGUACAAACAAAUUAUUUAGUUUCAAUUUGUUUUUUUUUUACAAAAAGUAAAUUACAUAAUAAAAAUAAUAAAUAUUUACAUUAAUAUUAUUAAUUUUAAACGUAAUUAUACAUUUUUAAUAAAUCAUCUUUUAUUAUAAACUAAAUUAAAAAAGCUAUAUUAUCAUUCCAUUAUACCUGUAUAUUAGUAAGAUAACUCUUUUGCACAAUGGAUGAAGAGUAUGAUGCGAUUGUUUUGGGUACAGGUUUAAAAGAAUGCAUUUUGUCAGGUAUGUUGUCUGUUAGUGGUAAAAAAGUAUUGCAUAUAGAUCGAAACAAAUAUUAUGGAGGUGAAUCAGCUUCAAUUACACCCCUAGAAGACUUGUUUAGCAAAUUCAAGGCUCCAGCUCCUGAUCAAAAUUAUGGAAGAGGCCGCGAUUGGAAUGUUGAUCUCAUUCCCAAAUUUUUAAUGGCUAAUGGCUUACUUGUAAAAUUGUUGAUUCAUACAGGGGUUACACGGUACUUAGAAUUUAAAUCUAUUGAAGGCUCUUAUGUUUACAAAUCAGGAAAGAUUUCAAAAGUACCAAUUGAUCAACAAGAAGCUUUGUCUAGUGAUUUGAUGGGUAUUUUCGAAAAGAGGCGGUUUAAAAACUUUCUUUUAUGGGUUCAAAAUAUGCAAGAAGACGAUCCAAAAACGUGGGAUAAUUUUGAUCCAUUUAAAAAUCCUAUGAGUGCAUUAUAUAGUAAAUUUAAUUUAGAUAAGAAUACUCAAGACUUCACCGGUCAUGCUCUUGCUUUGUACAGAAAUGAUGAAUAUAUUUCUGACAGUGCAGUAAUUACUAUUAGACGAAUAAAACUGUAUAGCGACAGUUUAGCACGUUAUGGUAAAUCUCCAUAUCUUUAUCCAAUGUAUGGCUUAGGUGAGCUUCCACAAGGGUUUGCUCGACUGAGUGCUAUUUAUGGAGGUACAUACAUGUUGGAUAAACCUGUCGAUGAGAUAGUAAAACAAGAUGGAAAAGUAAUUGGGGUACGUUCAGCUAAUGAAACUGCAUUAUGCAAACAAAUAUUUUGCGAUCCAACUUAUGUACCAGAUUUAGUAAGAAAAGUUGGACAAGUAAUUCGUUGUAUUUGUCUAUUAGACCAUCCGAUUCCUAAUACUGGAGACGCAUUGUCGACCCAAAUAAUUAUUCCACAAAAACAAGUUAAUCGCAAUUCAGAUAUUUACGUUUCCUUGGUAUCUUACACACAUCAAGUCGCUGCUAAAGGAUGGUUUAUAGCAAUGGUAUCCACCACAGUAGAAACUUUACAUCCGGAAUCUGAGAUUAAACCGGGUCUUGAUUUGUUGGGAUUAAUAAGGCAAAAAUUUGUUUAUGUAUCAGAUUAUCUGGAACCAAUUGAUGAUGGCACGCAAAGCCAACUCUUUGUUUCAACGAGCUAUGAUGCUACCACUCAUUUUGAAACAACAUGCUUGGACGUUUUAAAUAUUUUUAAAAGAGCUACUGGCGAAGAAUUUGAUUUCAAUAAAGUAAAACAUGAGCUUGGUGAUGAAGAUCAAUAGUAAAGACAUAUUUCAACUGUGUUUGCAAGUUUUCAAACGUUCACUUAUCUUCAAAAUAAAUGUAUAUUGUUUUCAUAAAUAACAGUACAAUAAUACAAAUAAUAUGUAGACUUUAUGCGAUACACAUUCCAUAUUAAAGUAAAUCAUGAUUUUUCACCAUU
Molecule: messenger RNA, 1927 nt
Organism: Nasonia vitripennis (jewel wasp)
Lineage: Eukaryota; Metazoa; Arthropoda; Insecta; Hymenoptera; Pteromalidae
Gene: Gdi
Product: rab GDP dissociation inhibitor beta
Exons: 5
Coding region: 438-1766 (442 amino acids)
Biological process (GO): protein transport; small GTPase-mediated signal transduction; vesicle-mediated transport
Cellular component (GO): cytoplasm
Molecular function (GO): Rab GDP-dissociation inhibitor activity
Source: RefSeq, a predicted model, not a curated record